CCUAUACAUUGUAUAGGUAGAUCUGUGGGCUAUAUCUAGCUAGCUCUUCUUAAAAAAAAAGUAGUCACCUCGCGUGUUGUGUAGAUCUUCUAUUUUUCGUUUGUUUAUUCAUGAUAUACUAUCAUAUAGACUAGUUCCAUGACCAUGGUGAUGAUCUGUUCAUUGUGAUUUGUUGCAUUAUUUUUCAUGGCUCACUCACAGCCUCCUCAGACACAAGAAAGACAGAAUCGCAAGUUAAUUGAACAUAUUCAUGAACAAAAGAAACGACUACAGCAUGGUCACCACAGCAGUAUGGCAGUCUCAGUUGGUGUAAGUCCAGCACCCAUUUUAAACAGCCCAGCAGCUACAGUUCCAGGACUCUCUGCAGCUGAAUAUGCUAGUAUAAGUAACCCAGCACAAAGAGCAGCUCUCCAGCAUGCUCAUGCCAAUUCUGUUGGUUAUUUUAUCACACAAGAUUCAGCAUUUGGAAACCUUAUUCUUCCAGUCCUUCCAAGAUUAACAGAUACAAAAACAGAAAUAAAAUAGCCUGAAAUUGUU
This is a messenger RNA of Biomphalaria glabrata, 537 nucleotides long. Its product is annotated as SOSS complex subunit C-like. The record is from RefSeq and is a predicted model, not a curated record. Gene Ontology annotation, cellular component: SOSS complex; nucleoplasm; nucleus. The transcript is spliced from 6 exons. Gene Ontology annotation, biological process: DNA repair. NCBI's taxonomy places the organism in Eukaryota, Metazoa, Mollusca, Gastropoda, Planorbidae. Bases 187 to 525 code for a protein of 112 amino acids.